This is a messenger RNA of Cyphellophora attinorum, 936 nucleotides long. Its product is annotated as Norsolorinic acid B. The coding region runs from base 1 to 936 and encodes 311 amino acids. The record is from RefSeq and is a predicted model, not a curated record. The transcript is spliced from 5 exons. Lineage: Eukaryota; Fungi; Ascomycota; Eurotiomycetes; Chaetothyriales; Cyphellophoraceae.
AUGGUCUUUGAACCUGCUGCCCCGCCAGCCAGCGAGCUGGCGCGUUAUCGCAUUCUGUCGCCCCGUUGCAGUCUGCGCGUAUCGCCUAUCUGGAUCGGCGGCAUGUCGUUCGGCGAUAGCGACUGGGCAUCAAUCCUGGGAAAGAUGGAGAAGAGUGCCGUUUUCGAGUUGCUUGACUACUAUAGAUCACAGGGCGGGAACUUCAUCGACUUAGCAAAUGCAUACCACAAUGGGCAGUCCGAAGAAUGGUGGACAUACGACACAACUAUCGAAGAAGUCAUGACAUAUCUCAAUGAUCUUGUCACAGCAGGCAAAGUCACUUAUCUAGGAAUAUCCAAUACGCCAGCCUGGAUCGUCAGUAAAGCCAACCAAUAUGCACAAGACCAUGGCUUGCGUCAGUUCGUUGUUUACCAAGGCCGCUACUCUCCACUCAACCGCGAACUUGAACGUGACAUAUUCGGGCUCUGCGAGCACGAUGGUAUGGCGAUGGCUCACUGGGGAGUCUUAGGCCAGGGCUCUUUUGGCAAUCAGCCCCCUAAUUCAGGCAACACCGAUCGCAGGACCAUGGUGGCAGACGAAGAACGUCUCACUCGAGCAAGAGACGUCAUUGGCAAAAUCGCCAAAGCGAAAAGUCAGCAAACGAAGACGGACGUCAGCAUGGCAGGCGUUGUCAUCGCAUGGGCAAUCAAGAAAGCACCCUACUCAUACCCCAUCAUCGGCAUGCGUUCAAUUAAUACCUUGAAAGCCAACAUUGCGGCUCUGAGCAUUUCCCUCACAGAAGACGAAAUGAUUGCCAUCGACGAUGCCGCCGCUGGUGAUCCGAUGGAUCGCGGCUGGCCAGGGAACUUCGCUGCUCCAACCGUCACACAUGGUCAGAUCAAAGGCCCAUGGGAUCUGUGGUUCACAAGCACCGAAUGUCACAUCGUUGGGCAAUGA